AUCCCAUCCCUUCUUGCUCGGCGAAAGAUUUGCCGACACGUGCACACACGUUUCGUUUUUGUAUACACAUGAAUGUCACAAUGAAAAAAUUUCAUAAUAUGUUUAAACUAUUUGAUUCUUUGAUCAAAUAACGAGUGUCAUGAUUUUGAACUUCCAAAAUUGUUGUGCUCUGUGUACGAAGAAAAUAUUUCAAUAAAAUCUCCCAGUUUAAGAACUUUUAAUAUGGAGAAAAUCAAGGAAAUGUUGGCAAUGAAUUUCCCUCUGUUUAUCAAUAUAUUGAUGUCAAUUGUUGCAUAUUUUGCAACAAGUAGAUUGAUUCCCAGCAUGGAAAACAUGUUUAUAAAAGCAAAUCUUUACGGUGUCGAUAUGAACAAAAAGUCUACUAAAAAAGUGCCAGAAGCUCUAGGUGUUGUUAGCGGUUGUGCCUUUCUCGUAACUAUGUUUCUAUUCAUACCGAUUCCGUUCUCCGAUUAUAUCUUAAAAAAUGCAGAUUUCCAGUACAGCGAGUUUAUUGAUAUGCUAGCUGCACUUUUGUCAAUUUGUUGUAUGGUUUUGUUAGGUUUUGCUGAUGACGUCCUAGAUUUACGUUGGAGACACAAAUUACUUUUACCCACUGUGGCUUCGUUACCACUUUUGAUGGUGUAUUUUGUGAAUUUCAAUUCAACAUUAAUUAUCGUUCCAAAACCUCUAAGAGCGUGGUUUGGUUUUUCUGUAAACUUGUACAUUCUUUACUAUGUGUAUAUGGGAAUGCUAGCUGUUUUUUGUACCAACGCCAUAAACAUACUUGCUGGCAUAAACGGAUUAGAAGUUGGACAGAGUUUAAUAAUAUCUAUAAGUAUUAUAAUUUUCAAUGCAAUUGAAUUGACUGGAGAUAUGUGGAAAGCACAUAUAUUUUCCAUGUAUUUUUUGAUUCCAUACACGUCGACAUCUCUGGCGCUUUUGAAAUAUAAUUGGUACCCAUCACAAGUAUUUGUAGGUGAUACAUUUUGCUAUUUAUCUGGAAUGACUUUUGCUGUUGUUGGAAUAAUAGGGCACUUCAGUAAAACGACACUGUUAUUUUUCAUUCCUCAAAUACUGAAUUUUGUAUACAGCGUUCCACAACUUUUUCAUCUGGUGCCUUGUCCGAGACACAGACUACCCAAAAUUAAUAAAGAAACUGAUACUUUGGACCCAAGUAAAGUGGUUUUUAAUAAAUCUGAGCUCAAUAUAGUAGCAAAACUUAUAAUGAGAAUUUACCGAAUAUUUCGUAUAGUGGAAUGGAAAGAAGACGGCGAUACAGUUAUCUGCAAUAAUUUAACUUUGAUAAAUUUUGUACUAAUCUUAACUGGACCAAAGAAUGAACGAACAUUAACAACGAUUUUGAUAGUUAUACAGAUAAUAUGCAGUGUGCUGGCGUUUACAAUAAGAUAUCCACUAGCUUCCUUGUUCUAUGAUGUAUAAACAAUAAAAAAAUGUACAGACUGAA
Leptopilina heterotoma is the source of this 1465-nucleotide messenger RNA. It is a transcript of the gene Alg7, whose product is annotated as UDP-N-acetylglucosamine--dolichyl-phosphate N-acetylglucosaminephosphotransferase. Bases 223 to 1440 code for a protein of 405 amino acids. Gene Ontology annotation, biological process: protein N-linked glycosylation; dolichol-linked oligosaccharide biosynthetic process. Gene Ontology annotation, cellular component: membrane. The transcript has 8 exons. Gene Ontology annotation, molecular function: UDP-N-acetylglucosamine-dolichyl-phosphate N-acetylglucosaminephosphotransferase activity. Lineage: Eukaryota; Metazoa; Arthropoda; Insecta; Hymenoptera; Figitidae. The record is from RefSeq and is a predicted model, not a curated record.